AUGUUCAGCGUGCCACCACAAUUGUACAGCAACAACAGAAACUACGACGAAGACGACGACGACGACGGCGACGGCAGCGGCGGAGGCGGCAACAACGCAAACAACGUCAUCAACGUCAGCGUGAUCGGAUCGUACGACCUGAGACAGCGCCGGAAGAGAUGCGCGGUCAACUGUUGGCUGACCAUGGUGUUCCUCGCGUACUCGUUCCUGCUCACCGUCCGGUUACACUUCACGUACUCGAUGAUGGUCAUGAUGAACGUGCCGCUGGUGGCGGCGUCCGUCGACCGGCCGCUGUGUCCGGGCGCCGUGCUGGACGUGGGCGCCAACUCCACGACCGCGGUGGCCAGGCGUCUGGACUGGACGAUCCGGCAACAGGCGGCCACGAUGGGCGCGUACUUUUUCGGCACGCUGGUGUCCACGCUCCCGGGCGGCGUGUACUCGAGCCGCGGUUACGAGCGGUCCAUAAUGCUGUGGUGUGUGGCCGUCACCGCGGCCACGAUGGCACUGGUGCCCGUGGCGUUCGUACAGUACGAGAGUUGGGCGGCCGUCACGUUCCUCAGGUUCCUGCAAGGGUGUGCGUUCGGGCCGACCGGCUCGUGUGGCGGGAUAUUAGCCGGCAAAAUCGUACCAAAAACCAACAGAAUCCUAUACACGACGUUCAUGUUCUCCGGCACAGUGUUUGGCGGCUUCUUCGGUCACUUAUACAGCGGAAUAGUCAUACCUAACGUAUCGCUCGACGGCAGCUUUAUAACACUGUCCGUCAUCGGAUUCAUCUGGGCCGCCGUGUGGGGGACCAUGAUUCAUCUGACACCAUACAUUAACGACUUCAGCGACCUCCCUAAGUCCGUGUCGUUCAUCUCGACGGCGUGGACCGUGAUCAUACGAUCAAUGCCGUUCAUCAGUCUACUAAACGCAUCAUUCGGACUCGGAUUUUUAUACAGCUUUAUCACUACCGGAUUACCGAUUUACGGUGCCAAUGUCCUAGGCGGCGAUGCUGUGAAAACCGGCAUACAAGUAUCUGUGUCUUGGCUAAUCAGUUGGGUUACGUCUGUAAUCGCAGGAAUCUCGGCCGCGUCGAUGACGAAUGUCGACACGAAUACGAAAAUAAAGGUCAGAAAGCUGUAUGUUGGAAUUGUGUUAAUAGGAUCACCGAUAAUGCUCUUGGGUGUCAUGUUUGCAGAAUGUGACGUGUCGUUGGCCAGAACAUUUAUAAGAAUGACUGUGAUAUUAUUGGGCUUCGAACGAAGCAGCAUUCGAAUAAAUUCUCUAGACUUGUGUCCUGGUUAUGUAGGAAGUCUAAUAGCCAUGUGUGAUGUUUUUUACUCCAUGGGCAAUAUAAUUGAUUUAGUGUUGGUUCGAAAUAUAUUUGCAAACACUAUGAAUUGGAGCAUAACAUUUCAGGGGACUAUCAUCUUAUCAAUUGCGUGUAGCAUACUAUUUCUUUUGUUUGGCUCCUCACAAAAACAAUGCUGGGAUCAAAGAUACGUACAUCCGUAA
This is a messenger RNA of Rhopalosiphum padi (bird cherry-oat aphid), 1497 nucleotides long. RefSeq names its product sialin-like. Gene Ontology annotation, molecular function: transmembrane transporter activity. Gene Ontology annotation, biological process: transmembrane transport; monoatomic anion transport. The coding region runs from base 1 to 1497 and encodes 498 amino acids. The transcript has 4 exons. Lineage: Eukaryota; Metazoa; Arthropoda; Insecta; Hemiptera; Aphididae. The record is from RefSeq and is a predicted model, not a curated record.